Molecule: messenger RNA, 1020 nt
Organism: Drosophila navojoa
Lineage: Eukaryota; Metazoa; Arthropoda; Insecta; Diptera; Drosophilidae
Source: RefSeq, a predicted model, not a curated record
AACACCAACAAUACCAACAACAACAACAGCAGCAGCAACACCAACAACAAGUGCAACAGCAACAGUUGCGACAGCAGCGGACUCGGCGGCAGCAAUCGCAGCAUCUGGAGCCGCAGCCAAUCGCGGCCCAUUUGCGAUGACUUUGCCGAGCGGCCGCUGGCCGAGGUGGAGCAGGAGAUGGAGCGCUCCUGCGGCUAUCAUACGUGCAGCAGUGCAGCAUCGACGCCCACCAAGCACCAGCUGCGCCGCACCCAGGAUAUGGAGCUGGCCAAUCGGAGCAGCGCGAGCUCCACCCGUCUGGAUCUGUCGCCGGACGUGGGCAACCUGGAAUGGGAGAUGUACAUGAUGCAGCACGCACAGCGCAUCAUGCCGAAGACCUCGUCGCCCGUCUGCCAGCGACGCGAUGUCACCAUCGAGCUCAAUUCGCGCUCCUACCACAAGUGGCGCAACUAUUUGCAGAGCACGCCGGCCCACAUGCUGCACAAUGUCAGCCACAUACCGGAGGCGAUUGCCGGCCACUUCUGUCCCGUCGACUUUCCCGCCUUCACCGAUCUCGAGGGCGAGAUGGAGAGUGCGGCCAAGCGCUUCAAGGUGGAUACGGAAGCGUCUGUCUCCGAGGACGGCUAUCCCAUGCAGCCGAUACAGUUUCAGACACACACCAUCAGCACCGAUCUGUGAGCAGGACAACUGGACGGGCUCCGCCUGGUACGGAGCCGUUGCAGUUGUUCACACACACACACACACGCACAGACGCCAUUCCAUUGAUCGAUUGCUGGCCGCUGGCAACAGGUUGUCAGUCAGUCGAUCAACCAAGCAGUCAAUCAACCGCAACUGUUCAACAGUUAGACAAUCACAAAAGCAAGCAAUAGCUCAGUCGAUCAGCGCAACAUUUUGAAAAUAGUUGUCCAUCAAACGAACCAGCUCCCAAUCAAGCAGUCAAUUACAAUCCUGUAUAUACGUAUAUCUCUGUGUAAAUAAUUAACGACAAUUGCCUAGCAAACAAAAAUAUCUACUCUUAAA